This is a messenger RNA of Eimeria mitis, 1521 nucleotides long. RefSeq names its product chromodomain helicase DNA binding protein, putative. Gene Ontology annotation, cellular component: nucleus; chromatin. Gene Ontology annotation, biological process: regulation of transcription by RNA polymerase II; nucleosome organization. Bases 1 to 1521 code for a protein of 506 amino acids. Gene Ontology annotation, molecular function: ATP hydrolysis activity; DNA binding; chromatin binding. The record is from RefSeq and is a predicted model, not a curated record. The transcript is spliced from 5 exons. NCBI's taxonomy places the organism in Eukaryota, Apicomplexa, Conoidasida, Eucoccidiorida, Eimeriidae.
AUGCACCCCAGCAGCAACAACAGCAGCAGCAGCAGCAGCAGCAGCCCUUAUACACAAACACCACAUUAUAUGAAUACUGAAUAUAUAGAUAUAGAUGCACCCCAGCAGCAACAGCAGCAACAGCAACAGCAGCAGCAGCAGCAGCAAGAGCAGCAGCAGCAAGAGCAGCAGCAGCAAGAGCAGCAGCAGCAGAAAGAGGGAACACAAGAACAGGGAGAACAACAACAGCAGCAAGUUAAACAAGAAGAACAGCAGCAACAAGAGGGACAGCAGCAGCAGCAGCAGCAGCAGCAAGAAGAAACAAACCAGCAGCAACAACAACAGCAGCAACAGCAGCAACAACAAGACAGCACCGAAACAACCGCUGCUUCCUCCUCAACCCCCACAACCACCGCGACCACUACCACCACCACCACCACCACCACCCCCAGCAGCAGCAACAGCAGCAGCAGCAGCAGCAGCAGCAGGGGUCGAGAGCGUCAGUGUUUACGAGACUAUCAGUUGAUGGGAGUGAAUUGGGUUUUAAGCAGAAUGAAGCGAGACUGGAACCCGCAGAACGACCUACAAGCCGAAGCAAGAGCUCACCGCAUAGGCCAAAAAAAGACAGUACAAAUAUAUCGUUUGGUUACUAAGGAUUCUAUCGAACAAACUAUCCUAGAAAGAGCUAAAGCUAAGAUGGUUCUCGAUACACUCGUCGUUCAGGGUUUAAACAAGAGAGGUGUAGAGCUGGGGGGAGGCAGCAGUUUUGGUGGGGUUGGUGGUGUUUCUUUCUCUCGUGAGGACUUGAGCAAAAUAUUAAAAUUCGGCGCCACGAAGCUAUGGAGCCAGAGCAGGCCCAAGGGCUGCGAGCCCAGCAGCAGCAGCAGCAGCAGCAGCAGCAGCAGCAGCAACAGCGGUGAUAAAAAAGAAGAAGGAAAGACAGAGACAGGUGCUGCUGGUGCUGCUGGUGCUGGUGGUGAUGCUGAUGCUGCAGCAGAAGGGGGAGAUGGUUUCAAUGAGUUUGCUGCUGCAGCAGCAGCAGCAGAAAAGCCAGCAGCAGAAGUAGACCUCGAUGCUAUUCUAGCUGAAGCAGAACAGGAGGAGGAGAAACUGCUGCUGCAGCAGGAGCAGCAGCAGCAGCAGCAGCAGCAGAAGAAGAAGAAGAUGAUGCUGAGUUCUGGUCGCAGUGUAUACCCUCAUACGAAAGACAAAAAUAUAAAAAACAAAAUGAAGAUCAGCUUAUUAUACACGGAAAAAGAAAAACAAGAAAUGCGUUGUUUGCUUGGGGUCUGCACAGCAGCAGCAGAGGCGACGACAGCUCCGACACAGCAGCAGCAGCAACCAGCAGCAGCAGCAGCAGCAGCAGCAGCAGCAGUAGCAGCAGCAGUAGUGGUUUUGUUUAUCCGUCGGUUGGGGAUGGGGAUGAUGAUGCCUCAGCAGCAGCAGCAGCAGCAGCAGCAUCAGGAGGUGCAGCAGCAGCAGCAGCAGCAGCAGCAGCAGCAGCAGGUAGAGGCAGGAGAGGGAGAAGACCUAGAACCCUAA